AUGGCUUCCCUUAACCUAGAGGAAAGGUGGCAAACAAAAACCAGCUCUGUCUUGGAAAGAAGCAAACUCAUGUUCAACAAUACUCUUUUAAGUGACAUCAAGUUUGCUUUUCCUAAAGCUGAUAGCAACUCAAUGAUUCCAGCUCACAAGUAUGUUCUCGCCACUAGCAGUCCAGUAUUUUUCACUAUGUUUUACGGCGAUCUGGCUGAAACCAGCGACACUAUAAACAUUACUGACUGUGAUUCAGACGUCUUUCUUCGCUUCCUACGUUUCAUUUAUUGCGAGGAAGCGAAUUUUGAAGACACCAUGUGCGCCAUUGACGUAUGGCAUCUUGCCGACAAAUAUGACGUCCCUUCGCUUGCAAAAGAGUGCUUGGAGUAUUUAGACGGAAACAUGGAUCCAGUGGACGCCUUUGAUGUAUUAACGUAUGCUAGCCAGUUAAAUAACGAGUUUCUGGGGCAAAGUUGUUGGGAGGUGAUAGAUUACAAUGCGGAAGCAAUCGUUGCUGAUGAAUCAUUUGUAGAUGUUCAACACGCGUUUUUACUCUCCUUUGUUAAACGAUCUUCUGCACGAAUCAAGGAACUAUCCUUAUUUCAAGCUUUAGAUCGUUGGGCUACAAAGAAAUGUGAAGAAGCAAGUACGACAGUAGAUGGAGAACAGAAAAGGCGGUUCCUAGGAGAGGAAAUGAUCAGGCACUUUCGAUUUUCCUUGAUGUCGCCUAAAGAGUUUUCAGAUGAGGUUGAGCCAUCAGGCGUUUUGCAGGCAAAUGAAAUACUUGAUGUUUUUAAACAGUUCUCUUCUGUUUCUAUCCCUGGUAGAUUCAAGUUCUCAACGAGUCCCAGAAAAUCAUCUUACGAAGUCAUGACUCUGUCCUGUGAUCUCGGCAAUAUCAAAAAUGGCAGCUUUAUGACUCCUGUAUCCAGAAAGACAGGAGUACUGACAUUUGCGGUGACAAAGGACGUCUUACUUAGUGGUGUAAAAAUUGUGACUGAUAAAGGUCGGGAAUAUUGUCGCGUUAGUCUAGCUAUCGCAAAUGGAGAUAAACAGGUGAGACGAAUCAAGGAUCACAAUUUUAUUUGUAAUUAUUAUAACUCUCUUAGCAGCGACAGCUACGGGGAAAUUGAUGUCGUCUUCAACAGGCCUUUCGCUUUGGCAAAGAAUACUUGUUACACAAUCAAAACUAAUACAGAUACGACAAAUAAUCUGGAUUCCGGCUUCGUGUACCAGACGAGUGGGUUCUCUAAUUCGGGAUUCUCGAUAUCCUCGUCAAUUAUCGGCCCUACACUUUUCGGUUCAACACCUUCACUAGACACAAACAAGUCAAACAAUGUAAACCCCAUAAUUUCUUUUUCACAUUUUGGGAAUUGUGACAAAAAUUGUCCAGAACAUUCGGCGGUUGGAGGAGAGAUAACGAAACUAGUUUUUGUGAAUGACAAUGAGCCCACUGAUCUUCCCCGCUGGCUUUAG
Porites lobata is the source of this 1467-nucleotide messenger RNA. The record is from the annotation of a GenBank genome assembly. NCBI's taxonomy places the organism in Eukaryota, Metazoa, Cnidaria, Anthozoa, Scleractinia, Poritidae.